UUUGCAUCGGGCUGACGACAAAAUGGCAGUGCUACUAGAAACGACGCUCGGUGAUCUUGUGGUUGAUUUGUACACGGAGGAGCGGCCUCGGGCCUGUUUGAAUUUUCUGAAGCUUUGUAAAAUCAAGUAUUAUAACUACUGUCUCAUCCACAAUGUUCAGAGAGGCUUCAUUGUACAAACCGGUGACCCAACUGGAAGUGGUCGUGGAGGUGAAUCUAUCUUUUGCAAACUGUAUGGAGAUCAGGCCCGAUAUUUUGAGGCAGAAAAGGUGCCCCGAAUAAAACACAAGAAAAAGGGAACAGUAUCCAUGGUGAAUAAUGGUAAUGAUCAGCAUGGUUCUCAGUUCUUAAUUACUGUGGGAGAAAAUUUGGAUUACCUCAAUGGUGUACAUACGGUGUUUGGUGAGGUGACUGAAGGCAUGGAUGUUCUAAUGAAGAUCAGUGAAGCAUUUGUCGACAAAGAUUUCUGUCCAUAUCAAGAUAUUAGGAUAACCCAUACAGUAAUACUGGAAGAUCCAUUUGAUGACCCUCAAGAUUUACAAAUUCCAGAUUGCUCACCAGAGCCCACCAAAGAACAGCUUGAUAGUGGCAGAAUAGGAGCUGAUGAAGAAAUAGAUGAUACCAAGGGAAAAACUGCAGAGGAAAUUGAAGAAGUGUUGGCAGAGAAAGAAGCAAAUACACGGGCCAUUCUGCUAGAAAUGGUUGGAGAUUUGCCAGAUGCAGAAAUAAAGCCCCCUGAAAAUGUGCUGUUUGUCUGUAAACUCAAUCCAGUUACCACAGAUGAAGACUUGGAAAUCAUUUUUUCAAGAUUUGGACCAAUCAGAAGCUGUGAGAUUAUUCGAGACUGGAAAACUGGAGAAUCUCUCUGCUAUGCCUUCAUUGAGUUUGAAAAGCAAGAAGACUGCGAAAAGGCUUAUUUUAAGAUGGAUAAUGUGUUGAUAGAUGACAGAAGGAUCCACGUGGACUUCAGCCAAUCUGUAGCUAAGGUUCAGUGGAAAGGGAAAGGUGGAAAGUAUACCAAGGAGGAUUUUAAAGAGUAUGAGAAGAAUGUUGGCAAGUCUUCUAGCAUUGCACUGAAGGAUAAAGUACAACCUAAGCAGGACUCUAGGUAUGAACUGUUGCCGGAUGAGGCUGAGGCCAGUGGAAGUCACCGACACAGCAAGAAACAUCACAAGGAUAAACGGCAUCAUCGCCAUUCAGAAGGAGGGAGUGACAAACGGAAGGCGGCAAAACACAAGGCAGAUGCUGAGAGAGAGACGCAACAGCACAAAAGCACAGAUACCAACCAUGAAAAAAAGAGGGAUCAAAAGAAGCGUGAGCAUUAUAGAAGUCGAAGCAGUAGUGAAUCCGAAGAGAAAGAUUACCAGAAAGAUUACCACAAACAUAGUAAGAGUAAAAAGAAGUCCAAAUAUCGGGAAGAAACAGAAGGGAGGAGGAGCAGAAGUCCUAAAAGAUCUAAGAAAAUAUCCUGAAUGUAGCAGAGCAAGAGUGGAAUGCGUAACUAUUUCUUAUGCAACUGUGUCAAUUUCCUUUCCAUUUCUUAAAAUGUAAAUAAAAUAUGCAGUAUGCUGUAUUCAUUUAUAACAAUUUUGUAUUUGGUGUUUGGAGCACAUAACAGCCACCAGCUAUCAAUCCCUGAUGGUAUAUUUGAAAAGCCUAGACAGAGUAUACGUGGAUAGGAUGUUUCUUAUAGUGGGGGAGUCUAGGGCCAGAGGAUGCUAACUCAGCAUACAAGGAUGUCCCUUUAGGACAGAGAUGAGAUGGAAUUUCUUUAGCCAGAGUGGUGAAUCCAUUGCCACAGAUGGCUAUGGAGGGCAAAUUUAUUUAAAGUGAUGGGUUAUUAAUAAGACUGUCAAAGGUUAUGGGGUUGAAAGAGAUGAUAAAUCACCCUGAUCAAAUGGUGGAACAAACUUGAUGGGCCAAAAUAGCUUAAUUUUACUCUGAUGUCUUAUUUAACAUCAGAGCAUGUAAGUGAGGCAGACGUAUAACAUUCUGGAAGACACAUUCCACCGAGAUGCAACACUGAGCGUCAUAGGAAGUCAUUCCUGCCUGUGGCCAUCAAACUUUACAACUCCUCCCUUGGAGGGUCAGACACCCUGAGCCAAUAGGCUGGUCCUGGACUUAUUUCCUGGCAUAAUUUACAUAUUACUAUUUAAUUAUUUAUGGUGCAACUGUAACGAAAACCAAUUUCCCCCAGGAUCAAUAAAGUAUGACUAUGACUGAGAGACUGAACAAAAGAGCAAAUAAUUUCAAUCUUAUUUCCU
Messenger RNA from Mobula hypostoma (lesser devil ray), 2263 nucleotides. RefSeq names its product peptidylprolyl isomerase (cyclophilin)-like 4 (gene ppil4). Gene Ontology annotation, molecular function: RNA binding; peptidyl-prolyl cis-trans isomerase activity. Gene Ontology annotation, cellular component: nucleus. The record is from RefSeq and is a predicted model, not a curated record. The transcript has 13 exons. Gene Ontology annotation, biological process: protein peptidyl-prolyl isomerization. Lineage: Eukaryota; Metazoa; Chordata; Chondrichthyes; Myliobatiformes; Myliobatidae. The coding region runs from base 23 to 1471 and encodes 482 amino acids.